AUGGCGCAACCUCUUCGCGUGGCCCUCCUCGCGGGCCUGCGCUCGCCACAACCAGCCCGUCUCCUCCCGCGAGAAGCAGCUUGGCGAUAUGCCCUCGGAGCUCCCAACUUCUACACGACGGCCUCGCAAGACGCGCCUCCACUCCUCGAGAAGCUCAAGGGCGACCUCAAGUCGGCCAUGCGGGCCAAAGACGCCCCCCGCCUCGCCGUGCUGCGCGCCAUCAUGUCCGCCAACCUCAACGCCUCCAAGACGGCCACCCCCAUCCAGACGGACGUGCAGCUCGUGGCCCUGAUGCGCAAGAUCCAGAAAGGCGCCGAGGAAGCGGCCGCCGAGGCAAAGACCGCUGGGAGGGAGGACCUCGUCGACAAGGAGGUCCAGCAGAUCCGCAUACUCCAAGACUACCUGGCAAGCAGCGGCGUCGAGUCUCUGGGCGAGACUCAGCUCAAAGCCUUGGUACAGGAUGCCGUCGCCGCGUCCCAGAGCGCUGGAACGGCGGCCAAGGCCCUCGUGGGCGACGUCAUGAAACGCCUUUCUGGUGCCCUGGCUGGCAAGGAUGUGGAUAAGAAGCAGGUCAUCGCGCUGGUGAAGGAGCUGGCCGGCCAGUGA
This is a messenger RNA of Hirsutella rhossiliensis, 606 nucleotides long. Its product is annotated as yqey-like protein. Lineage: Eukaryota; Fungi; Ascomycota; Sordariomycetes; Hypocreales; Ophiocordycipitaceae. The record is from RefSeq and is a predicted model, not a curated record. Gene Ontology annotation, molecular function: carbon-nitrogen ligase activity, with glutamine as amido-N-donor. The coding region runs from base 1 to 606 and encodes 201 amino acids. Gene Ontology annotation, cellular component: mitochondrion. The transcript has a single exon.